Molecule: messenger RNA, 1005 nt
Organism: Eruca vesicaria subsp. sativa (arugula)
Lineage: Eukaryota; Viridiplantae; Streptophyta; Magnoliopsida; Brassicales; Brassicaceae
Source: the annotation of a GenBank genome assembly
AUGGUGAUGGAGACGGAGUAUUACGAUGUGCUCGGCGUUAGUCCCACCGCUACGGAGGCUCAGAUUAAGAAAGCUUACUACAUCAAGGCACGCCAAGUACAUCCAGAUAAAAACCCUAAUGAUCCUCAGGCUGCUCACAAUUUCCAGGUGUUGGGAGAGGCCUACCAAGUGCUAAGUGAUCCAGAGCAACGUGAGGCCUAUGAUACGUGUGGGAAGUCUGGGAUUUCUACGUUAAUCAUUGAUCCUGCGGUAAUAUUUGCUAUGCUUUUUGGGAGUGAACUUUUCGAAGAAUACAUAGGGAAGCUUGCUAUGGCAUCAAUUGCUUCACUUGAUAUUUUUUCUGAAGAGGACAAGAUUGAUUCUAAAAAGAUUAUAGAUAACAUGAAGGUUGCUCAGAGAGAAAGACAAGACAAGCUUGCUCAGAUUCUUAAGGAUCGCCUCAACUUAUAUGUAACGAACAAAGAAGAAUUUAUUAGCAAUGCUGAAGCUGAAGUAACAAGACUUUCAAAUGCAGUAUAUGGUGUGGAGAUGUUGAACACAAUCGGAUAUAUAUAUGUAAGACAAGCAGCCAAAGAGCUUGGAAAGAAAGCUAUAUAUCUCGGUGUACCAUUUGUUGCUGAAUGGUUUAGGACGACAGGCCACUUAAUCAAAUCCCAAGUAACAGCUGCAACAGGCACAUACGCUUUAUUCCAGCUGCAACUGGAAAUCAAAAGGCAGCUAAGUUCUGUAGGCAAUUAUACUGAGGAGGAAAUUGAAGAGUAUAUAAAGUCCCAUAAGAAUGUGUUGAUUAAUUCUUUAUGGAAAGUCAAUGUUGCUGAUAUCGAAAGCACCAUCUCCCGUGUUUGUCAACUGGUUCUUCAAGAUCCCACUGCCAAGAAAGAGGAGCUUUGUGCAAGGGCAAAGGGGUUAAAAACUUUGGGGAAGAUCUUCCAGAAGAACAAGAUAGCCAGUGAGAGUGAUCCAUUAUUAAGAGCGAGUGCCGGUACAGACUUCUGUGCCCUUUAA